This is a messenger RNA of Puntigrus tetrazona (Sumatra barb), 4577 nucleotides long. RefSeq names its product NACHT, LRR and PYD domains-containing protein 3-like. Gene Ontology annotation, molecular function: protein binding. The record is from RefSeq and is a predicted model, not a curated record. NCBI's taxonomy places the organism in Eukaryota, Metazoa, Chordata, Actinopteri, Cypriniformes, Cyprinidae.
AUGCAACCUCUAAGAAGAUGGAAUGAAACAGGUUUUAACUUGUUUUACAAAAGUGGAAUACAUUUCAGAUCUUCCUGUUCCUGAUUCAGACGAGAAAACACAAUGAGUGACAGAAGAUGUCGGAGCAGGAUGUGGAGACAAUGGAUGAGAGUCAAAACAGAAACACAUUUUACAGCUGCUGCUGCUGUUACCAAGGACUGAAGUUGAGAACAACUGAUGAAAAUAAAUGCUUAGAGGCAGCAGAAAAACAAGCUCCAGUCCAGAUAAGAAAUGUCCCGACUACAGUCAGUGUUGAUAUAAAUGCUGAAACAGAUGCAAGUGUAUAUGCUGCUUUACUGACCGCAAACACCUUCACAGGACCAGUAAACAUUUAUGGCUCAAAUGAUCAACAGAAAUCUUCAGAGAUGGAAUACAGAGAAAAACAAGAAAUUUUAAGGCUGGAAAAAUUCUUGAAACUCACAAAAACAAAAUGAAACACAAAGCGGAACAUAUUUUUGAGUGCAAGAAAGAAAAUGAUGUACAUCUCAAGGCUGUUUACACAGAACUGUUCAUCACAGAGAGAGAUAUGAAAGAAGUUAAUAAAGAACAUGAAAUUCAGCAGAUUGAUGAUGCUCUAAAGACCCAGAAAGUACAAGACCAACCCAUAAACUGCAAUGAUAUAUUUAUUAUUAAGGAGAAACAAUGUGAAAAGAUUGUGCUCACUAAAGGCAUCGCUGGCAUUGGAAAAACUGUCUCUGUUCAUAAGUUCAUCCUGGACUGGGCAGAAGGACACGCCAAUCACGAUAUAGACUGUGUGUUCCUGCUUCCAUUCAGAGAUAUUAACAGCAUUAAAGACAGAAAGGUCAAUCUUCACGAAUUCCUUCAGGUAUUUUAUAAAGAACUGAAGGACCUGGAGAAAUCAAAGUUGUAUACAGAAUUUAAACUUGCGUUUAUAUUUGAUGGACUUGAUGAGAGCCGACUGCCUUUGAAUUUUGAAAGUGAUACAUUGGACAGUCUUGAAGAAAGAGUAUCUGUAGAUGUCCUGUUUACAAAUCUAGUAAAAGGGAGUCUGCUUCCAUCAGCUCUUGUCUGGGUGACAUCACGACCUGCUGCGGCCAAUCAGAUCCAUCCUCAGUAUGUAGGUUUGUUCACAGAGGUGCGAGGAUUCACUGACCAGCAGAAGGAGGAGUACUUCAGAAAGAAAAUCUCAGAUGAGACUGAGGUUUCCAGAAUCAUUUCACAUAUUAAAAUGUCUCGGAGCCUCUAUAUCAUGUGCCAUAUUCCUGUGUUCUGCUGGAUCACAGCUACAGUACUGAAGAAUAUUCUCCUCAAGGACAAAGCCGAGAGCAUCAGCACAACACUCACUGAAAUGUACAUUCACUUCUUGUUGAUGCAAAUAAACAUGAAGAGUCAGAAAUAUGAUAAAAAAGCAGAAAGAGAACGCACAAAGCUCUUGGAUUUAAAUAGUGAAAUGAUUUUAAAGUUAGCCAAGCUAGCAUUUGAACAGUUGAAGAAGGAAAACAUUGUGUUCUAUGAGGAAGAUCUGGAAGAAUGUGGAAUUGAUGUUAGUGAAGGGUCAGCAGAGUUCACGGGAAUGAUUGCUGAGAUCUUUAAAAUGGAAGAUGGACUUCACGAGACAAAGGUUUUCUGCUUUGUCCAUCUGAGUGUUCAAGAGUUUCUUGCUGCACUGCAUGUGUUCAUCUGCUACCUCAACAAGAACAUGCAGGACCUUUGCUUUUUCUUUAAGAAACCUGAAACAAAUGUCACAUUGCAGAAGCUAUUACAGAUGGCUGUUGACAAAGCGAUGCAGAGUAAGAGAGGACAUCUGGACUUGUUCCUGAGGUUUUUGAUGGGCAUUUCACUGAAAUCUAGUCAAUAUCUUCUCAAAGGCCUGCUCACACACACUGAAGACACCACAGAAAGCAACAGAGAAACAGUUAAAUACAUUAAACAAGUACAAAACAGAAAUAUCACAGAUGAAACUUUAGUCAACCUAUUUUACUGCUUACUUGAGCUCAAGGACAAUUCAUUAUAUGAAGAAAUCCAGAGUUACCUCAGUUCAGAUGAACAUCCAGAAAGAGAUCUCUCAUCUUCAAUGUGCACAGUGCUGACCUACAUACUGUUGACUUCAGAGAAGGUGCUGGAUGAGUUCAAUCCAAAGAUAUUCACAUCAUCUUUUAACUACAAAAGACUCAUUCCAGCUGUGAGAUGCUGCAGAAAAGCCAUAUUUGACGGCUGUGGUUUUGAUGAAACAUGCUGUGAAACUCUGUCUUCUGCUCUACAAUCAUCAAACCAUCUGACAGAACUGAACCUGAGCAGCAAUCACCUGCAGGAUUCAGGAGUGAAGCUGCUUUCUGAUGGACUGAAGAGUUCACACUGUCGACUGAACAUACUGAGGUUGUGUGGGUGUUAUCUCACUGCUCAAUCCUGUAAAAGUUUAUCUUUAGCUUUACAGUCCUCAAACUCUAUGCUGAAAGAGCUGGACCUGAGUAACAAUGACCUGCAAGAUUCGGGAGUGAAGCUUCUUUCCGAUGGACUGAAGAAUCCAAACUGUCAACUGGAGAUAUUGAGAUUGUCUAUAUGUAAUCUCACUGCUCCGUCUUGUGAGAGUUUAUUGUCAUUUUUACAAUCCUCAACCUCUGUGCUGAAAGAGCUGGACCUAAGUAACAAUGACCUGCAGGAUUCUGGAGUGAAGCUUCUUUCCAAAGGACUCAAGAGUCCAAACUGUCAGUUAGACAUGCUGAGGUUGUCUGGCUGUAUGGUAACAGAGGAAGGCUGUCAUUAUGUGUCUUCAGCUCUGACUUCAAACCCCUCACUCCUGAGAGAGCUGGAUCUGAGCUACAAUCACCCAGGAGAUUCAGGAGUCAAGCUUCUCUCUGAAAAACUGAAUGACCCAGUCUACAUCCUGAAUAAACUCAAUAUGGAAUAUGGAGAAGAAUCAAGGAUUACACCAGGACCUCAAAAAUAUGCCUGUUUUUUCACACUGGAUCCAAACACAGCACACACUCAACUCAUUCUGUCUGAGGAGAACAGAAAGUUGACAAUUGUGAAAGACAAGCAGUCGUAUCCUGAUCAUCCAGACAGAUUUGAUUAUUAUGAGCAGGUGAUGUGUCGAGAGAGAGUGUGCGGACGCUGUUACUGGGAGACUGAGUGGAGCGGAAAAUAUGGUGUGCGUAUAUCAGUGUCAUAUAAAAGCAUCAGCAGGAAAGGUACGGGUGAUGAAUGUGCUUUUGGACGUAAUGAUCAGUCCUGGAGUUUGUACUGCUCUUCUUCCAGUUACUCAUUCAAACACAAUAACAUAGAGAUUGAUCUCCCUGUGAAGCCCAUCAGCAGCUGUUGUAGAAUAGGAGUGUAUGUGGAUGAGAGCGCAGGAACUCUGUCCUUCUUCAGGGUCUCUGACACAAUGAGACUCAUCCACACAGUCCAGACCACAUUCACUCAGACCCUCUAUCCUGGGAUUGGGGUUUAUUUUGCUGGCUCAUCAGUGAAACUGUGUUGAUGAAUAAGAAUAAAUUGACAAGAGAUUCUACCCCUAAUGCUUUGAGCUGCAUGAUGAAUUAGAAACUGUGAAAUAUUAUCCUUCAGGAAAGUAAUACUGCAGCUCAACUUCUGUCACUGAAAUAGUGUGUAAUAAAUCCUCAUAUAGACAGUAAAAUCUGUUUGAUCAAAAUCAGUGUUUUUGUGUGUCUUACUCUGUUCUUCAGCAUAUGGGUGUUCAUGAUGGGUAUUACAUUGGUUGCAUUCAACCUGUUAAGAUGUGUUUGAUAUAGUGGCCCUGCAAAAAAUUAAAUGGAGUAAAGUUAGGUCUGGUCCCCUGGUUAAAUGAAGUAAGAAGUCUUAGACAAAAUUGUAGGCAGGCAGAAAGAACAUGGAAAAGAAGCUUAAAAUUGAUUAGUGUCGUGAAUCGAGCCUCUGUGGCUCUCUCUGAUGGCCACCGGACAGAGCCCUCUCCCUGAACUAUAGUUUCCAUCAUGCAUUGGCCUCGAGACUGAUAACCUGCCCAGGUGCUCCCCAUUAUCUCCCCUUUGUAAAAACAUUCUCCUCUUUACGAAGUCUUAUUUGUGCCUCGGCUGAUAAUUCUGAGCGUUCUAAUGCCUCUGUUGACUCCUUGUACUGAUCCUUGCCUGGACUCUUUGACCUUAAUUAUCACUGCCUGCCCUGACCAUUGCUUGGUAUCGUUUCUGACGAUGUCUUUCUGACCCUGUUCAUUAACACUCUUCAAUUUUCUUUUCAGCAGCUGGAGAACAGGCUUUACAUAUGUCACAGUCACGUAUGAAACCGUGAACUCCAGUUAGGGAAUUAGUGCUUCAUGCACAGAUUCCAAGACAUCAACGUCCUUCCAUGAUGGAACCAGAGGACCGCAAGAGCGAUUAUAAAGAACGUAUAGAACUAAAAGCUCUUGCAGGACUUGUGACGUCAGAUGUCAUACACUGUUCGGUGGCUGCAGCACCGCUUCAUAUCCAGCACACCUUAAUCCUUGCUCAAAAAUAAUAUAUGUUUACCUGUCUAUUAAAACGCACACAAUGGCAGAGUCUCUGUGCAGUCCGAGGUUUUCGCAAAGCUGUCUCUAUCUUGGAAAUGCAGAUAUUUAUUCAACU